GCGUGGACACAUGUGAGAAGCUUCGAAAGCCAAAACCACUCUUGUCGUCUUCCCUUCGUCUUUCCAUCGCAGCUGAGGCGUUGACUACUGCUGCAGAGGUCAAGUUGCAAGUUGGCCUCUUGCACGUUCAUUACUUUGAUUCCUUCACCUUCUCCGUUUUACGACUUCAUAUAGCAAAGAAUCACAAGAGUAGUUGUAUCAGCUGCAGUGGUCUGAAGGAGGGGUAGAGAAGAGCGAGGGAUGGCGGACUGGGGGCCGGUGUUCGUGGCGGUGGUGCUCUUCGUGCUGCUCUCACCGGGGCUCCUGUUCCAGAUCCCGAGCAAGGGGAAGGUGGUGGAGUUCGGCACGCUGCAGACGAGCAGCGUCGUCAUCUUCAUCCAUUCCGUUCUCUUCUUGGCCCUUGCCGCCGUCUUCAUGCUGGCGGUCGGCGUCCACGUCUACUUAGGCUAGCUCGCUUCCUCUUUCUUAAGAGACCUCCAUGCAUGCAUGCAGGGCAAGAACAAAAGUCUUCCUUUUUUUUCCUUUUACUUGUAUUCCUUGUGAAUUGAUUGCAUGGUUUUCUUCAUCUUCAUUCAACAUCAUCUGUAAUUCAUAUCCUAAAUCCAACUACUUACUGACUUCCAAAUA
Musa acuminata subsp. malaccensis (wild Malaysian banana) is the source of this 627-nucleotide messenger RNA. Lineage: Eukaryota; Viridiplantae; Streptophyta; Magnoliopsida; Zingiberales; Musaceae. The record is from RefSeq and is a predicted model, not a curated record.